Messenger RNA from Cucurbitaria berberidis CBS 394.84, 411 nucleotides. Its product is annotated as HET-domain-containing protein. Lineage: Eukaryota; Fungi; Ascomycota; Dothideomycetes; Pleosporales; Cucurbitariaceae. The record is from RefSeq and is a predicted model, not a curated record. The transcript has a single exon. The annotation marks the transcript as partial.
UACGCCUGUCUGGACCCUGAGAAGCACGAGAUCCGCCUUUUGCAAGUCGUCAAGCGAGUCAAAGAUCAUGGCCGGGAGUCCCUGCUUACUCGUACCUUCACGAUAAGUCUCCUGGAUCCGGAGCAUCAUCCCUACAAAUGUCUCUCCUAUGUCUGGUCUGACCAAACCCCCAUGUUCCAGAAGGGGUUGCUUCCGUCUCCCGAAGUUGAGGAUGCAAGUUCGCCGCUCGCAAAGCUGCAGCAGAAUGCGUUAACCGCACUCAUGGAGCUAGCUGAGGAAGAUAGUGUUCUGACGAUUUGGAUUGAUGCAAUUAGCAUAAACCAAGACGAUAGCAAUGAGCGCAGCUCCCAGGUUGCUAUGAUGGAUCUAAUCUACCAGAACGCAGAAGAGGUCAUUGCCUGGAUAAGCCCG